AUGGCGGCUCUCCGGCUGCUGCCACGUCGCGUUCUGAGCUCUCCUGCGGCGAACCCUGGAUUUCUCUCUCUGCGCUCUGGCAUCUAUGCUUCCGUGUUCGUCGUGUCUGCAGGGCUGUUCGUCGCCUACUACGUCGACUCCCGGGCAGCAAUGCACCGCUAUGUGAUAAUGCCCGUGCUGAGGACUCUGCUAGAUGCCGAGACGAGCCACAAGCUCGCGCUCAGAGUCCUUGGAAGUGGCCUGGCUCCUCGAGAUACACAGACGGAUGAUGAGCGGCUGCGAACGAGUCUCUGGGGCGAGGAAUACAGUAGUUUCGAUAAGGAUGGAGAGGCUACAGAUGGCCUGUUCAACCUUGGGUUCAGUUGGGUAGAAAUCGGUAGUGUAACCCCUAGACCACAGCCAGGCAACCCCAAACCACGGGUUUUCCGGCUUCCAUCAGAUGAGGCCAUAAUCAACCGCUAUGGCUUCCCUUCGGACGGACACACGGCGGUCUUGGCACGUCUACGAGCCCGUCUACCGUUAUUCCAUGAACAAGAGACGACGACAGCACGACAUGCGUCUCUUCGGCCGCAUGCGCUGCUCGCCGUCAACCUUGGAAAAAACAAAGCAUCUCCGGCCGACUCUAUCGACGACUUCGUGCAAGGGGUGCAGACGUUCGGGCCGUAUGCGGAUGUGCUGGUCAUUAAUGUGUCAAGUCCUAACACCCCCGGCCUCCGAUCUCUACAGACGCGAGCGCUUCUCGAACGUCUGCUCGAUGGUGUGAGCCGCGCGCGGGACGAACUCCUGGUGCCUUCCGAUGCCAACGGAACAGCGACUUCCACACGAUCGACGAAGCCAAAAUUGGUCCUGAAGAUUGCCCCUGACUUGGAGGAAUCUGAACUGGGGGCCAUUGCAGCAGUCGUGCGUUCCAGCGGCGUGGAUGGAGUUAUCGUGAGCAACACCACCAUCCGUCGUCCGAAGGAUUUGAGUGAUCCGAACAGAGGCGAGGUCGGCGGUCUCUCCGGGCCGCCACUGAAAGCGUACACACUCGCGACGCUCCGGACGCUGCGCGCGCUCCUGCCUGAGUCCGUCCCGCUGAUCGGAUGCGGUGGUAUCACUUCCGGCUCGGACGCUCUGGACUACGCGAGGGCGGGUGCAGCAGCCGUGCAGGUGUACACACGGUUUGCGUACGAGGGCGUUGGCACAUGCCGGCGCAUCAAGGACGAGAUCACGGAGGCCUUGGCGCGGGAGGGCACGACGUGGGCGGCGGUCGUGCAACGCGCCGGGGGCGAGCUCAGUCUGCGCGGGAGCGCGCCGGGUGGCGUGCGGAGCCCGGGGUGGCGGACGAGGGCGUGGAGCAGCUGA
Molecule: messenger RNA, 1344 nt
Organism: Fomitopsis serialis
Lineage: Eukaryota; Fungi; Basidiomycota; Agaricomycetes; Polyporales; Fomitopsidaceae
Exons: 8
Coding region: 1-1344 (447 amino acids)
Biological process (GO): pyrimidine ribonucleotide biosynthetic process; 'de novo' pyrimidine nucleobase biosynthetic process
Cellular component (GO): mitochondrial inner membrane; cytoplasm
Molecular function (GO): dihydroorotate dehydrogenase activity
Source: RefSeq, a predicted model, not a curated record